Molecule: messenger RNA, 561 nt
Organism: Hemicordylus capensis (graceful crag lizard)
Lineage: Eukaryota; Metazoa; Chordata; Lepidosauria; Squamata; Cordylidae
Product: peptidoglycan recognition protein 3-like
Exons: 4
Coding region: 1-561 (186 amino acids)
Biological process (GO): peptidoglycan catabolic process; innate immune response
Molecular function (GO): zinc ion binding; N-acetylmuramoyl-L-alanine amidase activity; peptidoglycan binding
Source: RefSeq, a predicted model, not a curated record
AUGGCCAAGUUGGAGAUUCUUCUCUUAGUCCUCUAUGCUCUGUCACAAGCCACAGCGUGCUUCCAGCUCAUCAGCCCCUCCAAGUGGGGCGCCGCCCCGGCCAACUGCUCAGCGCCGCUGAAGAGCACUCUGGCCGAAUACGUCAUCAUCAUCCACACGGCCGGCACGGAAUGCAACACCCGAGCCGAAUGCAGCAGGGAAACCAGGAACGUGCAGGACUACCACAUGGCCACCAAAGGGUGGUGCGAUAUCGGCUACAGCUUCCUGAUUGGUGAGGAUGGAUAUGUCUACGAAGGGAGGGGCUGGCGCAGCGAAGGAGCUCACACCUAUGGCUACAACGACCUGUCUCUUGGCAUUGCUUUCAUAGGGACCUUUACAGAGAGGUCUCCCAAUGAAGCCGCGUGGAGAGCCUUGAAGUGUCUGCUCCAUUUCUCCGUGAAGAUUGGCUACCUGGAUCCUGACUACCUGCUGGUCGCCCACAGUGACAUCAGCAACCUGAUCUCACCGGGAGAACCCAUCCGGCGGGAGAUUGCUAAGUGGCCACAUUAUAAGCACCACUGA